AGAUGGACAGCACUAAUCUCUCUGUAUUGCUCUUGAUGGCUCUCCUCUUAAGCCUGUCUUGUGCGGAGGAUGAGAUGGCACCUCUAUCCUGCCCAGAGUACCAAGAGGGUUUUGACGGCUCCUGUUAUGAGUUUGUGGCUCUACCGCGUUCCUUCCUCAGUGGACAGGGCUGGUGUGAGCGGGGUGGUGGACACCUGGCCUUCAUUCUAAAUAUUGAUACACAGCAGUUCCUACAGAAGCACCUGCAGCCAGAGCAGGACUGGUGGCUGGGUUUAGCACCUGCCUCCCCGAACCUAACACUGGACUCUGCUGUUGCUGAAGGUCCUCUCUCCUGGCUUGAUGGCUCUGAUGUCAGCUACUCUAACUGGGUGAACGACCCUGAUCCAGGGGCUGGCUGUGGGCACAUACUGAGGAGCUCAGAGUUUCAGUGGGAGGCAACAAGCAACUGUAGCCAGGAGCUGCACUUCAUCUGCCAAUUUGUCCAGAAACACAUCAUCCUUCAGAAGCCCAUCGGGGAGUUUGGCAUCAUUAAGUGCUAUAGCAUGAACCAAUCAACAGAUGGUGCAAACUGCAAGGCCCUGUACGGAAGCCCCCUUCAAAUCCAGGUAGAAGUAGAAGCUGGUACGAAUGUGACCUACAAACUCCACAGUGGGGAGAUGUUGGUGGCCAAUUCAUCAGCAGUCAGAGGAAUCGUCCCCCACAACAUCACAGUGGGACCAGAGGUGGAGCAACAGCUGGGCUCUGGCUGCCACCAGCUGACCCUGCAUGCCUCUAACGGGGUCUCGGUCUUGGGCGUGUCCACUGAGCUGCAGGUGUGUCUGCUGGAGCCUGUGGAGGGCCUGCUGGGAUCAGUGAUGGCUGAGGAGGGCGAGUGUCCAGACUCAGACCUCUAUGUUAGUGUCUACCUAGACCGGGGAGCCCCAGUGCAGCUUCUCUUCCAGGUGUCUGGAGCCAACGACAGCAUCUCUAAGACCAGAGACAUGCAAAACAGAAGCAUGCAGGUUUACAAUAUCUCAACCACUAUCCAAGGAUUUUUGCAAGUGAAAGUCAGGGCCUGGAAUGUCUUCUCACACAUGGAUGUGGAUGUGGGGAACACAACAGUUGUUUGUCACAACAGUUCAGACCUCAGGCAGAAUGGCUAUGCAAACACAGUGCGGCCAGCCAAGUCCGGAACUCCAGUGCAGGAGCUCCAAUCUGCAGUGGCGUACACAGUGGCUAAUCUAGGGCAGCAGGGGAUGCUCUCUGGAGAGACCCUUGGACAGAUGUUCAAAUCUGUGUCGGACAUACUGAAUAAAGGCUCCAGUCAGGAAAAGAAUGACAGGAUGAAGCUGCGAGAACAGAUGCUGAUGAAUUUAACUGAAGCACUGGAGAUCAGCUCCAGCAGCACUCCUCAGAAAGUGCAGCUGACGGCCAGAGCUGUGGCAGGACUCACCAAGAGGGGGGAUGAGCUGAGUCCCGAUGCUCAGCUUGAAGCUAGCUUCCUGGUGGCAAACCUCAGCUCUUCCCUCCUCUCCAUGAACGUCAGUGAGCAUGGUGGAGAAGAAGAGAUGGUGCAGGCAGCUACACCAAUUGUAGAGGCAGCCAGCAAUAUCCUGGAUGUUUCCUCAAAUGUGAGCACUAAGAGAGAAGUCUCUGAUUUACUUCUCAAGGGCAUGGACAAUGUGCAGAGUGCACUGUUGAAUUGGAAGAAGGUUGAUGAAGAUCCUGUGAUUGUCAACAGCUCUCAGAUCACUGUGUUUGUGAACAGAGUGUCAACAGAAACUAUUCAGAUGCAGUCUAUAAGCAACCCAAUAAGCUCCUCUGCAAGCUUUUCCUUCCCUCCCCUGGGUGCUGAUGUCCUUUCUCCAGAUGAACCAGUGGACGUGCGAAUGCUAAGUUUCAAGAAGAACCCAUUUUCAUGGAGCGAGGAGAACAACAUUACCGGCACUGUGGGGUCUGUCUCCCUGACAAGAGGAAAUGGUUCUGUCAUCCCCAUAGAGAACCUAUCUGAGGAGAUUGAGAUCUUCUUGCCAAGGCCUGAAGGAGUGCAAGCAAACAGCACAAUACUGUACUUGGGAAACUACAGCACACUGAUGGUCGACGUCCCUUCACCUGAUGUAACACUGGUGCUGAAGAUAAAGCCAUCGAAGGACAUAACCUUUCAACUGUUCCUGGGGUAUAAAGACUACCCAAACGAUAAACAAUACAUAGCUAAGACUCAGAUGCCUCACCAGAGCAACACGCAAGAGGAGAAAUACACCUGGGUCCUGGGUCCCAAAGAUUUGACAGGAAAAGUUGGGGUGCAUUACCUUGUUGUGAGGCCCAUUGUGGAAGCAGGGGUUAAAUCCGUCAAUGCCACUGUGACUGUCACCUCCAUUGCUGCUCAGUGCACAUAUUGGAAUGAAACCUUAUCCACCUGGAGUGAAGAUGGCUGCAGGGUUGGUCCUUUAACCACGCUAUUGGCCACCCAGUGCUUAUGUACGCACUUGACCUUCUUCGGGAACUCUUUCUUCGUCAUGCCCAACCUCGUAGACGUGUCACGUACGGCUGAGCUCUUUGGCACCUUCGCCCAAAAUCCUGUGGUGGUGUGCUUUAUUGGUUCCAUCUUUGUUGCUUACGUAUUGGUGGUCAUAUGGGCACGCAGGAAGGACAUCCAGGACACAGCCAAGGUGAAGGUGACAUUGUUGGAAGAUAAUGACCCAUUAGCUGAAUACCGUUACAUGCUGAAUAUCAGCACUGGGCAUCGGCGUGGUGCUUCCACCUCCUCUCAGGUUACUGUGACUCUGCUGGGCAUGCAGGGAGAGAGUGAGCCACACCACCUCACUGACCCUGACAAGCCUGUGUUUGAGAGGGGUGCAGUGGAUACGUUCCUGUUGACCACACCCUUCUCUCUGGGGGAGCUGCAGAGCAUCAGGCUGUGGCACGACAACUCAGGGGGGCACCCAGCCUGGUACAUAAACAAAGUUAUGGUGCAAGAUGUAGAGACAGGACAGAAGUGGCACUUCCUGUGUAACUCAUGGCUGACCAUAGAUAUGAGUGAGUGCACUCUGGAUAAAGUUUUCCCUGUAGCCACGGAGAUGGAUUUGAAGAAAUUCAGCAAUAUGUUCUUCAUGAGGACGGCAAAGGAUUUCCGUGAUGGCCACAUUUGGUUUUCUGUGAUCAGCCGGCCUCCAACGAGCACCUUCACAUGUGUCCAGCGAGUCUCCUGCUGUUUCUCUCUGCUGCUGUGCACCAUGCUGACCAGCAUCAUGUUCUGGGGCAUCCCCACCGACCCCUCUGAGCAGACCAUGGACCUGGGUCAUAUCGAGUUCACCUGGCAGCAGCUGAUGAUUGGAGUUCAGAGUUCAAUCAUAAUGUUUCCAAUUAAUCUCCUCAUUGUGAGUAUCUUCAGAAACACCCGCCCCCGAGAGACGAAGCCUGGAAAGCCCAAGGCAGAGGUGUCCAAGCAGGGGAAGACUGGCAGAGUGUCUCCCUCUCAGCCCUCCUCCCCACAGAGGGACAGAGAACUCACACCAGACACAGUCAUCAAGGACAUAAAGAAGAUUGCUCAGUCACUCUCCAAGGCUAUGAAGAGCCCCAUUCCACGCCUGGAGUUAGAGAUGAAGUCUGGACCACAGACUGAUAUCAACACUCUGCUCUCUCUGGUGGAGGACAUCAUCCGGCAGCAGAACAGAGCCAGUGGAGAGUUCUACACUGAUGCCUCCAAGAAAGAGGGAUCGCUCAUUCUCUCACUAGGGGUAACCAAUCUGCAAGAGACCAGCAUGUGUGGGAGCCCUGAGAAGACUGGGGAUGGGAGACAGAAAAGGAGCACCAGCAGCCAGUAUCUGUACAGGCAGCUACACCAUGUAGAGAAGGAGCUGAGCCUACUGGGACCUUCUCGCUUCCCCAACCCAGACAGCUACUGCCAGGCAGUGCAGCAGGUCCAGGGCAUGAAGGGACUGCUAGAGUCUUCCAGCCUGGCAGGGGAUGAGCUGGCUCAAAGUCCGGGCCAAGCUGAGAGUAGUGAUGGGGACAGUGGCAGUAAAAAGUGCUGUCAAGACGGGCUGCCCUGGUGGUUUGUGUUUAUCGGCUGGAUACUGGUGGUAGCCACCAGCGGAGUAUCAGGAUACUUCACCAUGAUGUAUGGGCUGACCUAUGGGAAGGACCGCUCUAUAAGCUGGCUCAUCUCCAUGGUCGUUUCUUUCUUUCAGAGCCUCCUAAUCAUUCAGCCACUGAAAGUGCUAGGUUUUGCAGCCUUCUUUGCUCUCGUUCUGAAGAAAGUUGAUCAGGAGGAGUAUGGGGAUCCAAAAAUUGAGGGGGCACUCAGAAACCCAGAUGACCCUGAUGUAGUCUGGGCUGUCAGGAGGGAUAGCACACGUAGCUACUACCAGCCCCCGCCACCCACAGACGUCGAGAGGAUGAGGAACAACAUGAUCAAGGAGCAGAAGGUUUUUGCCCUCAUCAAAGAGAUUCUCACCUACAUGGGGUUCAUGUGGAUGUUGCUCCUUGUGGCGUAUGGUCAGCGGGACCCUAACGCUUACUUCCUGAUUCAGCACAUUCGGCAGAGCUUCAGCCAAGGGAUCUCAGACAGCAUGAGCCACGGAAAUGUGUUCACCUGGGCAAAUACCUCUCUUCUCAGCAACCUCUUCGGAGAGUACCCAGGUUUCAUCACAGAUGGGAACUCCAAACUGGUUGGUAAUGCCCGUCUUCGCCAGGUGAGGGUGCAGAAGAAUUCCUGCCGAAUCGCCCGCUCCAUGCGCCAGGCUGUACCUGACUGCCAUGCUCCAUACUCAUGGGAGGUGGAGGACAUGGGCUCCUAUGGGCCAGGCUGGAACCGCUCUGCGGGUGAAAACACCUCCAAGACCCUCCGCAGCCCCUGGCAGUACCAAACCCAGGCCCAACUCAGAGCUCAACCCAUCUGGGGCAGUGUGGUUCUCUACAGGGGAGGGGGGUUUGUGGUGGACCUGGGCCCUGACUCACAGAAUGCUAGCAGUACCCUUCAGCAUCUGUUUGACAACACCUGGCUUGAUAUGUUCACCCGAGCAGUCUUUGUAGAGUUCACAGUGUACAAUGCCAAUGUCAACCUCUUCUGCAUUGUCACACUCAUGCUGGAGACCACAGCUGUAGGAGCGUUCCAGUUUCGCAGUGAGCUGCAGAGUGUCCGACUAUACCAGUCCACCGGUGGACUCCACAUCUUUGUCAUGGCCUCUGAGGUCAUCUAUUUCCUCUUUAUCUUCUACUACAUGUAUGUUCAGGGAAAGCUGAUGAAGCUGCAGAAGUGGGCUUACUUCAAGACAAAGUGGAACCUGCUGGAGCUCGCCAUCAUCCUCCUGAGCUGGAGCGCACUGUCUGUCUUCAUUAAGAGGAGCCUGCUAGGGAACCGGGACAUGGAGUACUACCACAACCAUAAAGACCAGUUUGCCAGUUUCCAUGACACAGCCACAGCAGAUGCAGUGCUGGGAUAUCUGAUUGCAUUCCUGGUGCUAUUGGCUACAGUCAAACUGUGGCACCUGAUGAGGUUCAACCCCAAGCUACACAUGAUCACAGCCACACUGCAACGUGCCUGGACUGACAUAUCCGGCUUCAUACUGGUCAUCACCAUUAUGUUCCUGGCCUAUUCUAUGAUUUCUAAUCUAAUGUAUGGCUGGAAGCUGUACUCAUAUAGGACUCUCCUGGAUUCUGCUCUGACCAUGGUCAGCUUGCAACUGGGCAUCUUCAACUAUGACGAGGUUCUUGAUUACAACCCGGUGCUUGGAGCGUUCCUCAUUGGCUCCUGCAUUAUAUUCAUGACCUUUGUGGUUCUGAACCUGUUCAUCUCAGUCAUCCUGGUGGCGUUCACUCAAGAGCAAAUGCAUCACAAGCCCUCAGAGGAGGAGGAGAUAGUGGAUCUGAUGCUGAUGAAGUUCUGCAGCUUGUUCGGGAUCAAAUAUAAGAAAGAAGAAAGUAACAGUCCCAAGGUGAUUGCCAACCAUGCCUCUGUUACUAAGCAAGGACCCUCCACUAUAUCCUCAUAGAUGCUUAGUUCUCAGUAAAGAUCUACUCUGUAUGAAUUGAUAUUGGAACUGCUUUCAUUUAUGUUGCUCAAUAGGAGUAUUAAAACAUGUUAUAUCAAGACUUUUGCACCACUUGUAUGGUUGCUUGUAGCUGUUUAAUGAAAUCAGCAUAUGUACCAUGUAACCAUAUGUACAUAUGUACAUGAAAUAAUAAUUCCUCUAUCUAACAGUUCUGCUUUUUCAAUAUAUUUAGUUCCAAAAUAAAUAAACAAUAUAAAGGGUGUUG
Messenger RNA from Oncorhynchus kisutch (coho salmon), 6237 nucleotides. RefSeq names its product polycystic kidney disease protein 1-like 2. The record is from RefSeq and is a predicted model, not a curated record. Lineage: Eukaryota; Metazoa; Chordata; Actinopteri; Salmoniformes; Salmonidae. Gene Ontology annotation, cellular component: membrane. The coding region runs from base 3 to 5972 and encodes 1989 amino acids. The transcript has 32 exons. Gene Ontology annotation, molecular function: calcium channel activity; protein binding; calcium ion binding. Gene Ontology annotation, biological process: detection of mechanical stimulus.